Sorex fumeus (smoky shrew) is the source of this 865-nucleotide messenger RNA. RefSeq names its product trafficking regulator of GLUT4 (SLC2A4) 1 (gene TRARG1). Bases 320 to 865 code for a protein of 181 amino acids. Gene Ontology annotation, cellular component: membrane. The transcript has 3 exons. Lineage: Eukaryota; Metazoa; Chordata; Mammalia; Eulipotyphla; Soricidae. The record is from RefSeq and is a predicted model, not a curated record.
UGGCGCUCCCUGCCUCUUCCACGCCCAUCGCUGCUGUCAGCGGCUCCAGCAAAGUUGACCUCAAACUUGAACUGAGCGGAAGGCUCGCGGGUUCCCUGAGCUCCGUGGGGGCAGCAGGCGAGGUGCAGCAGCACUGAAGUCAGCUGGCCCGGGAGUGUCCACCUCGCUGCCCCCCAGCCGGCCCUCCACCCCCAGGGGAGAGACCGCUGCCCUCUGUGCUGGGCACUCUUCUGGUCUGGCCCGAGGAAUGGUGUGCUGAGGGCCCCUCGGAGCCCCUCAUCCCAGCCUGGAGUUGGAGCAGCCCAAGGUCCAGCCCGGCAUGGCCGAUCCCGGGCAGCCUCAGUUUCCUCCUGAGCAGGAGCCGGCCCCCGCCGUGUCUCCCCUGGACCUACCGGAGAUGGAGAAGCUCCUCACGAAGGUGGAGCUCCAGGAUGACAAGCCUCUGAAGUUGUCCAAGUCCCUCUCGGGGACGCUGGACCUCGAGAACGGCCAUGGGCUGCCCUUCAAGGCGGUCCCCGAGAGCCACCAGGAUGCCCCGCUGUCCCGCUCCUUAUCCCGCUCACUGUCCCGGGUCAGCUCGCGGCGGGCAUCCUCCUUGGCCUCUGCCUCUGAUGCUGAGGACAGAGAAGUUCCGAAAGAUUACCUCAUCCUGGCCAUCGCCUCCUGCUUCUGCCCCGUUUGGCCCCUCAAUCUCAUCCCCCUCAUCUUUUCCAUCAUGUCACGAGGCAGCGUGCAGCAGGGGGACCUGGACGGGGCCCGGAGACUGGGCCGCCUGGCUCGGCUGCUGAGCAUCACCUUCAUCGUCAUGGGGAUCGUCAUCAUCAUCGUGGCGGUGACUGUCAACCUGACAGUUCACAAGAAAUAA